Molecule: messenger RNA, 1230 nt
Organism: Beta vulgaris subsp. vulgaris (sugar beet)
Lineage: Eukaryota; Viridiplantae; Streptophyta; Magnoliopsida; Caryophyllales; Amaranthaceae
Exons: 2
Coding region: 1-1230 (409 amino acids)
Source: RefSeq, a predicted model, not a curated record
AUGGAGCAAUCUUCCUGUUUCAAGGAAGCUCUUCUCUCCUUUAAAUCUUUGUCUGCUAACCCUAUCUCUUAUGAGAAUAUUAUGAAUGCUGCUGGCUCUCCAGAAGUUCCUGAUGCUCCUUCUGAUGGAGGUGUUUCAUUGUUAGAUCUUAUUGUUCCCCAAUUUGCUCCGGCCUCUGUGGUCUUGGAUGAACUCCCUCAAGUUAAGCAAGACAUUGUGGAGCUCACAAAAUCUUGUCUGAUAGGUAAAAUGCUUAGCUCUGUUGUUGACACUCGUACCAUUAUUUCUCGUACCAAAGCUGAUUGGAAAUUUAUUAAAGGGGAGGUGGAAUACCUUGAAAUGGGUAAUGGUUGGCUUAUGCUCAAAAUUUCUAACCCUGGGGACCUUUCUCUCGUAUGGAGUGAAAGGCCCUGGCAUGUUCAUGGUGAUAUCUUUGUGAUUUAUCCUUGGCGCCCAUCUUUUGAUCCUUACCUUGAGGAGAUAAAGUGGGUAGAUUUGUGGAUUCGUAUUCCUAGACUUCUUACUGAGUUACUCAAUUUUGAUUAUGUGGCUAGCUUUUUAUCCUUGUUAAGGCAUAAAAUUAGAUUUGCUCGUGCUUGUGUUCGUGUUGAUAUCAAAUCCCCUCUGUUAGAAUUUGCUGAGGUCUGUAGGCAUGGUGACCUUGUUCAAGGUUAUGUUAUCUGGUAUGAAGACUUUUCUUCAGGUUGCUCCUUUUGUGGGUCUGAUGACCAUAUUAUUGACUGUUGUCCUCUAUUAACCUCCCCUAAAAAGGAGAUGAAAGUGCGUCUUAUGAAAAAUCCCACACAUAAUUAUCUUUAUGAUAAUCUAGGUAAAGCCGGCCAAGCUAAUCUUGAUACUACAGCUGAGCAAGCUUAUGUAGUUCAAGCUCAGGCUAAGCAUGUAGCUAAUGCUGCAAUGGGUAAGAUGGCUAAGAAGGUGGUACCCCCAAAAAAACGUUAUAACCCUGUCAGAUCUUCUUUUUCCAAGAAAACUAAUGUGUUUCAUGAACGUAUUGAUGAUUCUAACCCUCUUGUGGGUAUUCCUGAAAAUGUUGCUUUGAAAUCUAGCCAUGGUAUUGUAAUCAAGGAACCUUCUGAGGUUCCUAGGUCUGCUGGUAAGGCUUCUGAGGUUGGUUUAGUUCCUCCUGCUGUUGCUGAGAAGAAAAUGAGAACAGAUGCUAUGCUUGAUAAAGGUAAGGGAAAGCUUAUCAUUGCUUCCCCCCACAGUUGA